This is a messenger RNA of Letharia lupina, 966 nucleotides long. RefSeq lists its product as uncharacterized. NCBI's taxonomy places the organism in Eukaryota, Fungi, Ascomycota, Lecanoromycetes, Lecanorales, Parmeliaceae. The coding region runs from base 1 to 966 and encodes 321 amino acids. The transcript is spliced from 3 exons. The record is from RefSeq and is a predicted model, not a curated record.
AUGGCUUCCCGUACACACCUUGAUGCUUCAUCCCGAAAGAGCCCCUGCGAGAUUCAACCGACAGAAAUAUACUACGGUACAAGCAAAGACAUCGAACCACCAGUCAAGUUCCGAAUCGCCACAGGCGGAGCCGGUCAAUCUGGCCUCCUCAAAGCCUUGGCGGAAGCCUUCAUUCACGAUCAAGUGAGCGAGACAAACUGCCCGCCCUUCGCCGUAUCCUGGAUCAAAUCCGACACCACGGCAUCUUUCAACCACCUCGCCGACGAUACCGCCGAUCUAAGCAUCACAUACAACGCGGCGGCGGAGCAAAUCGCGAUAGCGCAGGGCAUCGCAGACAAGCACGUUUACGCGUGGCGAGACCACUUUCUGCUCGUCGCCGUUUAUUGCCCAAAACGCUCGUAUCUCACCAGGACAACGAAAGGACCGAAGACCAACCCUGCAAAUCUUACCAUCUCCCCAACCGCCACCAUCGAAGCGCUCUUCUCCCAGUUGUUCAUCGCCGCCAUCGCCUCCGACAACACUGUGCGCUUCCUCUCGCGGUACGACAAAUCCGCCACCAACAUCAAAGAAUCCGCCAUCUGGACCUCCAUUGGCCAGACACCGUGGUCCUACCCCUUUUCCUUCUUCUACCACAUCAACCCUGACUUUCCCUACCAAGCACUGGCGACGGCUGCGAAGCUGCAGGAGUACACGCUCAUAGAUCGCGGCACCUGGUACGGAGUUGAGCCGUGGAUCAGAGAGCAUAUGAAGAUAUUCAUGGAGGGUAAAGACGACGACAAGACCGACAUCCUACUGAACCCUGCCCGGGCACUCGUGGGUGCGUAUGGCGAGAACAAGGCCAUGGCGGACGCUUUUGCGGAGUGGAUCUCCAGACCUGAGGGCGGUCAGAAAGUUGUGGGUGAUUUUGCGGUGGAUGGUGUUGUGCUCUACACGCAAGCUCCUCUAGAGAUCCCGAGCGGACUGUGA